Ziziphus jujuba (common jujube) is the source of this 1014-nucleotide messenger RNA. Its product is annotated as glutamate receptor 2.7. Bases 1 to 1014 code for a protein of 337 amino acids. Gene Ontology annotation, molecular function: ligand-gated monoatomic ion channel activity; signaling receptor activity. Lineage: Eukaryota; Viridiplantae; Streptophyta; Magnoliopsida; Rosales; Rhamnaceae. Gene Ontology annotation, cellular component: plasma membrane. The transcript is spliced from 5 exons. The record is from RefSeq and is a predicted model, not a curated record.
AUGACUACAUACACAGAUGAUAAUGUUGUUGAAGAGCUCUACAAACUUAUGGACUUUCAAACUAAGGUGUUUCUCGUGCAUAUGUCAAAAGCUCCCAUGUCGAAACUUCUCAUCAAUGUAAAAAGGUUAGGAAUGAUGAGUGAAGGGUAUGCUUCGUUUGUGACAGCAUCUACUAUGAACCUCUUGAGUUCUAUAGACUCAUAUGUAAUAGGUUCCAUGCAAGGUUUAGUAGGUUCCAAGUCUAAUAUUCCUGCAACAAAAGAUCUUCAGAAUUUGGCUUUAAGACUUAGAAGGAAGUUUUCCAUUGAGUUAAGUGUCUAUGGCAUUUGGGCAUAUGAUUCAAUUUGGGCUCUAGCAGAAGCAGUUGAGAGGGCAAGGGAUUAUAAUAAACUUGUUUCAAGCAUAAAAAACGGUUCACUACUUGUGGAGGAGAUUUUGAGAAGCAGAUUUUUCGGUUUAAGUGUGUUCAGUGGCUUCUGCAUAGAGGCAUUCAUGCUUGCCAUUAGAAAAUUACCUUAUCCAGUAGAAGUUGAAUUCAUCCCAAAUGGAGGAACAUAUAAUGAUCUUGUUUAUCAGAACUUUGGUGGUGCUAUGGGUGACAUAUCGAUCACGUGGGAGAGAUCCUUAUAUGCUGAUUUUACAAUAUCACAUACCAACUCAAGUUCUAUUGCUAUGGUGGUACCAAACCAGAGCAGCAAAAGAAACAUGUGGAUUUUCUUGAGUCCUCUUGCAGCAGAUCUUUGGAUAACAACAACGGGAUUCUUUAUCUUAACUGGAUUUAAGCUAUAUAGUUCACCUGAAGAAUAUGCAGAAGCUUUAUCCAAAGGUAGUAAGCAUGGUGGUGUUUCUGCUAUAGUUGAUGAAGCUCCAUACAUCAAGCGAUUUGUUGCCAAGUAUCCUAGUGAUUACACGUUGAAGACUAUGCCCAUGUCUAAUAUAAGUGGUUUUGGCUAUGUUCUGAGAAAGUACCUUUUUAAUAAGGUUUCUGUUGUUUUUGUGACUCUAAAUUACUGA